Messenger RNA from Prunus armeniaca (apricot), 2646 nucleotides. The record is from the annotation of a GenBank genome assembly. NCBI's taxonomy places the organism in Eukaryota, Viridiplantae, Streptophyta, Magnoliopsida, Rosales, Rosaceae.
AUGCAAGACGAUACUGAUCAGGUGUUAAACCAAACAAUAGAGAAGCAGAAAUUAAGUUGGUCUCUUGUGUAUAUGGAGUUUCAAGGGAAGAAGCAAACCAUCCUCUGCCUGUCCUUUGUGACCUUGUUUAGCCUUCUAGGUCUCUUGUGUGCUGAAAUUGAUGGCAGUCCCAAUAUUGUUGUGGAAGAGGUUCAUGUUGGUGUGAUUCUUGAUAUGGGGUCAAGGGAAGGAAAGAUUAUUCUCAGCUGCAUUUCAACAGCCCUGUCUGAUUUCUACCAUCUGCAUAACAACUACAGCACAAGAGUAAUUCUGCACACCAGAGAUUCCAAAGGAAAAGCUCUACAUGCUUUAUCAGCUGCUCUAAAUCUUUUGGAUGAGAACAAAGUGGAAGCAAUUAUUGGUGCACAAACAAGAAUGGAAGCAAACCUAUUGGCAGAGUUAGGAGAAGAAGCUAAAGUCCCUGUAUUGUCACUUUCUGAACUUCGUACUAGUCCUUUCGGUGCUCCUGGCGAAUAUCCCUUCUUUGUUGAGAUCACACAAGAUGAAACUUCUCAAGUUACGGCAAUCAGUGGCCUUAUUGAAAUGUUCAAAUGGAGGGAUGUCAUCAUUCUAUAUGAGAACACAGAUUAUGGGAGAGACAUCAUUCCAUUUUUUAUCAACUCCUUUGAAGAAGCAAAUGUGACUAUUGUAUAUAAAAGUUGCAUUGCUGCCUCCUCAGCAGAUGAACAGAUCAUUGAAGAGCUCGGCAACCUCACAAAGUUGAAGACAACGGUAUUUGUGGUGCAUGUAUCACAUUUUCUUGUUCCUCGCCUUUUCUUGAAUGCAAAAAAGUUAGGCCUACUGAGUGAAGGGUAUGCUUGGAUCCUGACAUCAACUAGCAUGAAUUUCUUGCAUUCUUCCAUGGACCCAUCUGUAAUUGAGUCAACGCAAGGAGUGCUCGGUUUGAAGUCUUAUACUCCAGCAUCAACCCGCCUCCACAAUCUUACUUCAAGAUUGAGGAGGAUAUUUUACAUGCAGGAUCCCAACAUAGAAGUAAGUGCGGUAACCCCAGAUGGAAUUUGGGCAUAUGAUGCAACUUGGGCUCUAGCUGAUGCAGUUGAGAGGACCUGGACUUCUACAGGAUUGAACCUAGUGAAUUUAAACAAUAUUACAUCCUCCAAACAUGGACUUCUGCUUCUUCAAGAGAUAUUGCAAACAAGGUUUAAGGGUUUAAGCGGUGAAGAAAUUCAAUAUCCAAAUGGGAAGCUAGUUUCAAGUGCAUUUGAGAUUGUGAAUGUUAUAGGAAAAGGGGAAAGAAGGGUUGGAUUUUGGCCAUGUGAAGAAAAACACACAAGAGAUUCCUACCCACUUGAUAACAGAAGAAAUUUACUUUCCACCAACGAUCUCGAAACAAUCAUAUGGCCUGGAGGAUCAUCAACCAUCCCAAAAGGUUCAAAGAUGCAAGUGAGUACUAGUUCUGAAAUAAAACUAAGAGUUGGCGUUCCAGUGAAAAAAGGGUUCAACGAACUUGUGCAUAUCAACCUUGAUAUUCAAACCAAUCAAACAAAUUUCACAGGCUUCUGCAUAGAUGUAUUCGAGGCUGCAAUUAGAGCAUUGCCGUAUGAAACAUUCGAUGCUGUUGUUGGGGAUACCACGAUCACAUCGGAGAGAUCUCAGUAUGUUGAUUUUACAAUACCAUAUACUGACUUGGGUGUGGGGAUGCUAGUAUCAAAUGAAAAUGAAGACAUGUGGAUUUUCUUGAAACCUCUUUCGGCAGAUCUGUGGAUCACAAGUGCGGGUUUCUUUAUCUUCACUGGUUUCGUUGUGUGGGUAAUUGAGCAUCCUGUCAACCCAGAAUUCCAAGGCACACAUUCGCAGCAAAUCGGAACCAUAUUAUGGUUUGCCUUCUCAACCCUUGUGUUUGCUCAUAGGGAGAAGUUGUUAAACAAUUUAGCAAAGUUUGUAGUGAUCAUAUGGGUGUUUGCUGUGCUUAUAUUGACUUCCAGUUACACAGCAACUCUGACAUCAAUUAUGACAGUCAACCAAAUACAAUUAAGCUCAAGAGGAAACUAUAUAGGUUACCAUACAGGUUCAUUAAUCAGUCAGCGAGUGGUAGAGAACUUGAAUUUCAAAGGUGUUAAACCCUAUAAUUCGAUUGAAGAAUAUGGUCUCGCUUUAUCAAGAGGAAGUAAGCAUGGUGGUGUCUCUGCUAUAGUUGACGAGGUUCCAUACAUUAAGAUCUUCCUUGCACACUAUCCUACUAGCUACUCCAUGAUUAAACCCGAAUCUAGCACCAAUGGUUUUGGCUUUGUUUUCCCUAAAGGUUCGAAACUGGUCCAUGAUAUGUCAAGGCAAAUUCAACAAAUGAGAGAAGAGGGAAAGCUUAUAGAUAUGGAGAAGGUCUGGUUUCAUAAGAGAACAAUUCCCAUGUUUGACUACACAACGAGUGAUCCCAAUACUCUAAACUUCCAUACCUUCCGUGGUUUAUUUCUCAUUACUGGGGUUUCUUCAGCUUUUGCUCUUUUCAUAUUCAUAAUAUUCCCACUCAAAGAAAGAUGGUAUGCGGUGAAGAAAUUCAGAUUUAGAUAUCGGGUUCGAGAAAAGCUGCAGUGUGUAAGGAAGUUCUUCUCUCACAAAGUUUCCAAUGAAAACGAAGAAAACAAGUAG